CCCAGGAUAAAGUCAUUCGGAAUCCUCAAGUAUAUUCGCAUAAGGAAAGAUUUCUCAUCUGCGACUGCGUCUAAUUUUCUUAAUAUUUUUUUAGACUUGUUUCUUAAUAAUUUUGAAAUAACUGCUUUAGACAAAUAUUAUCUAUGGCUACCGACCAGUCGGCUCUCCUACUAAGAAAACAGCUGGCAGAUCUGAACAAAAACCCAGUCGAGGGUUUUUCUGCUGGUCCGGUGGACGACAGUGAUAUUUACAAGUGGGAAGUUGUGAUAAUUGGACCACAGGACACUCUCUAUGAGGGGGGGAUGUUCAAGGCGUUACUUACGUUUUCAAAAGACUAUCCACAGAAGCCACCCAAGAUGAGGUUUACCACUGAAAUGUGGCACCCAAACAUUGAGAAGGAUGGGUCUGUGUGUAUAUCUAUCCUGCAUGAGCCCGGUGAUGACAAGUGGGGGUAUGAGAGUGCCUCAGAGCGGUGGCUUCCCAUCCACACAGUGGAGACCAUCAUAGUGAGUGUCAUCUCCAUGCUGGCAGAGCCGAAUGACCAGUCACCCGCCAAUGUGGAUGCUGCCAAAAUGUGGAGAGAACAUUUUGAUGAAUUUAAGAAGAAGGUGUCAAGAACUGUACGAAGAAGUCAGGAGGAAUUUGAAUGAUGCUUGCAACAAUAGAUUUUUAAAAAAUUUCCAUUACACAGCAUCACUUGUUUGGUAUAUGUUUCAUCAGGGAUUUGCAUGCAAUAUGCUUACAAGAGUCCAAUCAACUGCAGUUGUUUUAAGCAGAUUGCCUGUCCAUUGAACCCCAUUUGUGCAUAAUUUCACAUCAUAACUGUACAGAAGAUUGCAGCUUGUCGUACUAAUAUCUUAUGUAUAAUUUACGUAUAACACAUAUGCUUUAAUCUCCAUAAAACUCUUUAAAGUUGUUUUUCCUUUUGAAUCACAAAUAAAACUCCUAACAUUAUCGCUCAAUGAUUUUUUAGCCUUUUGGGGUGGUUUAACUAAUCAAAGGCAUAUUGUGUUUCUUUUCAUUGUUGAUUAGAAUUAAUAACAAUAUGAACAGGACUGGAAUUCUAUCCAUGUAUAAAUAGCAAGCUUACACACUGUUUUGUUUCAAGGUUAAAUUGGCAUUUAAAUAUGUUUUAUUUCAUUGUUAAUUUGGCAUUUAAAUAUUUCCUGUUUGGAAAGAAUGACAUUUAACAGUUUUCUGUGUGUUGGUUAAUUAUUUAUUCAUCUUUUUUCCAUUUCCUUUGAUGCAAAUUACUUUGUGCUGAUGCAAUUACCUUUACAUUUAUGUCAAACAAUUCUGUUCAGCUGUUGACUUAUUAAACAACUAUGACUGCUUUGUUUAUGCUCAUGUAUUACCUGCUUACUCCUUUGGAUCUUUAGUCGUCAACAUACUGUUAUUGUGGUUGUAUUGAUUUCUUACUACUUGGCUACGAGGAAAUUUAUAUCAAUAUGUAGAAUGAAUUUAUGUGUUGAUGUA
Messenger RNA from Dreissena polymorpha, 1476 nucleotides. RefSeq names its product probable ubiquitin-conjugating enzyme E2 7. Bases 144 to 650 code for a protein of 168 amino acids. Gene Ontology annotation, biological process: proteasome-mediated ubiquitin-dependent protein catabolic process; protein polyubiquitination. Gene Ontology annotation, molecular function: ubiquitin conjugating enzyme activity. The transcript is spliced from 6 exons. The record is from RefSeq and is a predicted model, not a curated record. Lineage: Eukaryota; Metazoa; Mollusca; Bivalvia; Myida; Dreissenidae.